AUAAGGAAAUCCAGUUUUACACUUUUCCUGUAGUUUUGGAGUGAGAGUGGACAUUUAAUGCAUUUCUUUUAACUUGUCUGGAAAAAUCUGGAGAUUGAAUUUCUGAAAAAAAUCCAGUUUUGGAAAGCAUGGCUUCAAGCUCGACACUGGAUACAGGGAUGGUAUCGAACACUACGUCAGGUUUCUUAGGAGUGGAGGUUGAGAGUGGAUCCUCAGACCUGGCAUUGGUAAUUCUGGCCGUCUUUCUAGCGAUGCUUGUAACCUGCCUGAACUUGACUCUAAAUUCGCUGAUGCUUCUCGCAUUACGACGUGUGACGAGCUUGGAUCACACCACCAAGAUAUUCAUGGCUAGCCUGACGUUAUCGGAUCUUUGCACAGGAUUGUGUUCGAUUCUUCGCCUACCGGAAAUAGUCAGCGGUGCUUGGAUGCUGGGAGAUUUUGUCUGUGCUGCUCGCGACGCCUUACAAUACUUCUUUCAAACUCUCAGCAUUUUCUCUUUGUGUCUUCUCACGAUUGAUCGCUACAUUGCUAUCACUCGUCCUUUACAGUACCCAACGAUUAUGACAGUCUUCAGGUCAAAGGUCAUUGUAUGUUUAACGUGGACUUUUAGUACUGUCUGGGGCAUUUUAGUUUAUGGGGUGUUCGAUCGCAGCGUCGUCGUGAUGAAUGGUCUGACGUUGUGCGUUUGGCAGUCGUCCAAUUGGAGAGUCUACUUAAGCGUGGUGUUCCUGUUGCUUGUACUGUUUACCAUAUUUGGAUUGUAUGUUCACAUUUCCAUCAUCGCGCGUCGUCACGCGCGACGCAUCGCAGCCGAAAACCAAGCAGGCAACGGCGCAUUUGGUCACAGAAUACCGCAUCAAAUGAGUUUCCGACUGGCGACCACUGUCAUCAUCAUCACAGGAACACUUGUCGUAACCUGGCUCCCGUCCAUCGUCAGGAUUUCCAUUCAGACGUCACAAGAGGGCGCUGUGACUUAUAAUAGCUUCCUAAUCGGAACUCUCACAGACAUUUUGUUUCUAUCUAAUUGCUGGUUGAAUGUUGUCAUCUAUUAUCUACGCAAUAGGGAUUUACGACAAGCGUUACACAACCUGAUAUCGUCAUGGAAAUGCAAGUUAUGUUGCAAAUGCCUUCCAUAGCAUAUGAAGAUAACCCAGGCUUUCUUGGAUUGCAUUUGAUCGUAUUGCAAUCCAUAUUUAUGCAAAGAAUGUAAUGACUAGAACAAUCAACUUAUAUGAAUCAACACUUCACUGAAAUGCUGUAAAUGUAUCUCUGAUAUUUUAGUUUGACAGAGUUCUUUCUUGUACAUAAGAUGGAAUUGUGAUGGAAUCAGGGAGAUGUAAAUUCAAUACUGGGUU
Molecule: messenger RNA, 1355 nt
Organism: Patiria miniata (bat star)
Lineage: Eukaryota; Metazoa; Echinodermata; Asteroidea; Valvatida; Asterinidae
Product: trace amine-associated receptor 13c-like
Exons: 1
Coding region: 129-1136 (335 amino acids)
Biological process (GO): G protein-coupled receptor signaling pathway
Cellular component (GO): membrane
Molecular function (GO): G protein-coupled receptor activity
Source: RefSeq, a predicted model, not a curated record